Chilo suppressalis (striped riceborer) is the source of this 3041-nucleotide messenger RNA. The record is from the annotation of a GenBank genome assembly. Lineage: Eukaryota; Metazoa; Arthropoda; Insecta; Lepidoptera; Crambidae.
GGACAGCUGGCUGUCAGUCUGUCAUGUUUUGCUUCAUACUCAAAACGCAAUAGUUUUUUGCAAUGUAACCAAAAAUAGAACCAAAAUGAGUGCAAUAUUAAAAUUCAUCCGUGAGAACCACAUAUUAGCACUUAUAGAACAGACCAUUGCCAAGAAAAGGUCGCGUUUGAGUUUGAACGCGUACGAAAUAACUGAAAUACCAAGUCUCCUUUACACCUGCCUCGAAGUUGAACAUCUGUAUUUACAUAGAAACAAAAUUACUAAUGUUCCUGUGCAAAUAACUCAACUAGUGAACCUUACGACCUUAACAUUAGACUACAAUAACAUAGAUUUUCUACCACCAGAGAUAGGAAACUUGAAAAAUCUCGUAAAUCUUAACAUAAGUUAUAAUCCUUUGAAAGUGCUAAUACCUGAGAUUGGGGAGCUUGAGAAUCUGGAAGCUUUUUGGUGCAAUAGGAUAGGCUUGCAGGAGAUCCCUAAGGAGAUCGGCAAGUUAGAAAAACUAGAUACUUUUGGAGCCAGAGGAAAUGAACUUAAAACCAUUCCGGACGAAAUGACCAAACUGACAAGAUUAAGGUGGCUGACUCUAGAGAACAACCUGAUAGAAACAUUGCCAAACACAAUGGAUAGAAUGGAAGCUUUAGUACAUUGCAAUCUCAGGAACAACAGGGUUCGGGAGUUCCCAGAGUCAGUGCUUCGUUGUUCUGAACUGAUGUUCCUACAGCUUAAUAACAACCAAAUCUCAUGUCUGCCAGAAGACUUCGACACCAGCUUCUUGUCAUCACUUGAAAUGAUCGAUUUGCGGCAGAACCCCAUCUGUGAACUAUCUCAUCCCGAACACCCCCUAGUCCGCUACUCGGAAGAGAUGCCGACCACAGAGGCGGAGUUGUCCCCGCAAGGGUCGAGCAGCCGGCACACGCCCGGGCUGGACCUAGGGGCGGGCGCGGGGGCGCAAGCUCUAGCUAUCAAUGCCACGGCUUUGAGGUUACCCGCCGUGCCUGCACCGCGCCAUCCAGACCCUAUGGCUAUAGCUGAUAUGGACCUAGAAGCGUCAUCCGGUGAGUCUUCAGUGGAUUGGGAGAACAGCGUUAAUAGCUCCGAACUGGACGUGCAGUACCAGAACGACGAAGAACGGGCUGAGAAUGAGAUCGCCCAAUUCUUCCAGGCCGUCGGCAUGGUGUUGCCAGAACUGUCACGCUACGCGUCCACCGCAAGUUGAAGCGAAAACUACCCGGAAAAAUGGGGUAUUUCAUAAGGUGCAUUACAUACGUCACUACCAUGGCAAAUAAACUUAUUUAAUUUUUUCUAAGGAACACAAACGUGAAAUGUAAUAAAAAUUAACUAUAAUAAAAAAAAUUAAAAACUAUUGAAGAGGCCAAAAUUUUACAAAAUUAAAGAAAAAUUAUCUGUAAGUUAUGUGUAAGUAGUAACAUUAUUCAAAUUAUUAGCUGAGAGAUAAUUUAUCCGCAUCAUUACAAGUAUAUUCUUAAAAUUUGGAGGUUUUUAAUUGGCUGUUAGUUAAUGUAUUUGUUUAAUUAAUAAGUGAUUAAUAGCUUUGAACUCUGCCUAAAUUAAAUUAACGUUCAAAAUUAUAUGAACAGGAAAUCUCUAUUUUUUUUUGUUUCAAUAAAUAUUACCAUCUCAAUAAUUUCAAAACGUAAUUUUCGUAUACGGACUAUGCUUUGCUUAGAGCAACUAUUUCAAUCCCAAGGGAUUAAAUCUGUUUGUUUUUAUAAAAUUCUGCUUUAAGUUGUCAUAUUUGUGGAAAAGUAAUUAUAUAAAAUGGCAGAUAAUAAAAAUAUAUAUAAAUUACAAUAUAUAGGUAACAUUUAUGGUUGUGUGAAUUUUAAUUAUAGAUACCUAUCAUCAUAUUAAUAUGUUUUCAUUCCUUUUAAAAUUAAUGUAGAAUUAAUAAUAAAACAAAAGAAAGAAUGAAAGAAAAAGAAUGUACUCAAAGUUACUUGUACCAACAUAUUUUAAAACCCUUUAAUUUGUCACAACAUAUUAGGCUUAAUAUUAUUAUAUUUGAACAGAGAUAUUUAUAAAUUUCACCAAUUUUGUACCUUGGUACAAAUUAUCCCAGAAAAACAUUUUCAAUAAUAAUUGCUGAAAUACUGAAUUAAUUUAUCAUUGACUUACAGAUGACAACUAAUACUAUUACUUCAAAUUCAUUUCCUUGAUUGUUCCAAAAAUCACGUGAUUUCCGUUUUGUUAUUGACUUAAAAAGGUACAUUUACCAUAAUAUAUUAUCUGUGUUGUAUACUAAACGAAUUCAUCAUAUUGAAAAAAAUAAGGUUGGUUAUUGUAUUUUUAAGUAUUUAACUGCAAGAUUUAUAAAUGUAAAGAAAAUGAUGAAUACGUAAUAUUUAUUCCUAGUAAAAAUAUUACUUAUACUUUAUAUUGAUAAAUAUUCUUUAUCGAACACGGCCAAAAUCUUAUUUAAUUCUUUAAGUUCUUCCUGUUCUAACAAUUCAUCCAAUAUCAUUCACAUAUAGGAAAAUUCAAUAAAAAAAAAACAAAAUUAUAUAAAGCUAGUAAAAAUUGCUUUUCCUAACAUUAAGUAUUGUCAGCUCAAAAACUAUGAAAAGACAUUAGUAGUUUAUUAAUAACUAUGUUGUGUUGAGUGUGCAAUUUUCACUUUCACCAAGCAAGUGUACAUAAUUCUAUAUUUUAUUUAUAACUUUUACAAUACAAAUAGAAGUAUUGAUCAUAGUGACUGUUUAUUUCUUAUUUUGUAAAUCAGUAAUGGUGCAUAGGGUCGUUUUUGACUUUUUUUUCUUAUUUUAGUACGUAAUAUUAUUGAAUGAAUUGAUAGGUGCUAUGUGAACUGGUGAAAUAAAUAAAUACCUAAUGCGGUACGGUAACACUGUUGCGGGUGAUUGUACUUUUAACGAGUUCUUAUAUUUUCAUUUAUUAAUCUCUUUUUAAGUACCUAUUUUUUUAAUAGUUAAGUCACAGGGCGCUACUCAUUUGUUACUUAAUAGAAGAAAAUUAAUAAAUAGAAAAAAUUAAAAAGAUAUAUUUGUUUGCAAAAUAUAUCU